UCAGUUGUCAUUGUCAUUAACCUUUGGAAUUGGAGGUUAUGUUUUCUGUAAAAUAAAAAAUAGAUUUUAUGCAAAAUACUGAUAGAAAAUAAUAUUAUUGUAUUGUUAAUAAAAAAUGUCAUAUUAAAUACCGCAACUAUGAUGAACUCACUACAAAACACCGUAAAAUAUUUACGGCUAGUAAACUUAAAAACAGCACUGACCACUUUAAAGGAAUGCAAUAAUACUACAACGAAGUCAAAGAUAAACGUAAUUUCAAAAGCAAAAUCUUUGUCUUUUACGCCUCGUUCUAUCAAUUUUGAGAUCAAUGAGCAGCCCAAUGGAGUAAAGAGGAAGCAAGAUCCUCUCACCUAUGUCCCCAUAGUGAAUCCUCGGUCUAUAUUGCCUCUGAUUGACUCUAAUUGGAGGAAGGACGAGAUAGGCUUGCCUCCUAUACAACAAGAAGAGAAGCAAGCGGUCCGUUUGAUUGUAAUUCGACGUAAAAAGAUGAAGAAACAUCAGAGGAGGAAGCUGUGGAAGAGGAUGAGGUUUCGCUGGGCUCGGGUAAAGAAAAACCGUCGCAUAAAAAAGGAGAAGAUCUUCCAGCAUGAACUGCUGUCUAUGGUGAAGCAAGCAAACGAGUUCUCGGCAGAGCAGUACGUGUCUGCUAAGCUGCAGAAAGCCAACCACACUCCGCUGCCCACGCGCUGGCGACACAAGCGGCUGCCGGAGUUCAUCAUCAGACAACUGCUGGGCAUUGAUAAGAAAAUUAACUAUAAACAUACUGAUGUUUAUAAAGCGUGAAUUUGUAUAGUUAAAUAUUUAAUAUAGUGUUAUAGUAAU
Molecule: messenger RNA, 822 nt
Organism: Bicyclus anynana (squinting bush brown)
Lineage: Eukaryota; Metazoa; Arthropoda; Insecta; Lepidoptera; Nymphalidae
Exons: 3
Coding region: 139-783 (214 amino acids)
Source: RefSeq, a predicted model, not a curated record